UAAAAAAGCGAUAUCAAUGACCUUGAUACUAGAAUCAUUUAACAGUACGCGGAUGUUAAUUUACCAUCAGUUUAAAAAGUUUCUUCCCUCACCUCCGUGGAGACUUUGGUCGUGCAGCGUUCACUGUCACACGGUUUCCGAGGUUGUUUUACAACUCAGCGACCACAAAGGACCCUCCAAUAACCAGGUAAUAAAAAGACGCAGAAAAGAAAGACCUUCAUGUCCAUCAGUACUGGACCGCUUUGACGAGCAGUACAGUCAAGAACUUGGCGACUUGUGGGCAUCUUCUAGAGCAGUGCUCCUGGACCCUCACUCGUGGCAGUAUGGAGUCAUGCUCAACCGCUUCAGUGCUGUGACAGACAUCACACAGAUUCUCCAGUCACAGGGCUUUUCCUCAUUGCUGCUGCAAACACAUGUCUCCAGGGUGAUUUCUAAUGCCCCCCCAAUAGCUUCAAAUACUAAAUACAAAGCAGGAAAUGAGUCUCUGCUGCCAACCACCUACGUCUCCAAGUGCCCUCGUGAUGACGGCACCACUAAUGCAUUCAGUCAGGAACUUCAAUUGGAGUCGUCACUCAGUUUGUCCCGUCCUUCUCUACAAUGUUACAUCCACCCAUAUCCACUAUGGUUUCCCUCUCAGGCCCACAGGCCUGGCCAACUGAAGCAAUACUACCUCCUUAAUGCUGCCUCCUUACUCCCAGUGCUGGCUCUGCAUGUCAGAGAUGGGGAAAAGGUUUUGGAUCUUUGCUCUGCCCCCGGGGGCAAAGCCAUAGCCAUGAUGCAGUGUGCCAAACCAGCACUUCUUUGCUGUAAUGAACCGGACCCUCACAGAAGGGACUGGCUGAGCAGAACCCUGGAGUCUUUUCUGCCCCACUCACUGAACACCAGAGUGAUUGUGUCUGCACAGGAUGGACGCUAUUUUGGGCAACACGAAGCAGGAACAUAUGACAAGGUUUUAGUUGAUGCUCCGUGCUCAAAUGACAGGAGCUGGUUGUAUUCUAGCAGCAGCCAGCAGGGGGAACAGAGGCUAAAGGAAAGAUCCAUGCUGCCUGCGCUCCAGGCUCAGCUGCUAAGGUCUGCAAUGUCAGCUGUGCGUCCAGGAGGCGUUGUGGUCUAUUCAACCUGCACACUGUCCAGCUCUGAGAACUUUGCUGUUGUCGAGACAGUGCUGAAUGAUUGUCCUGAGGCUGAACUUGAAGACCUUUGGGAGGAGAUUGCCAUUCCUUUAUCUAAAUACUUUACAUUUAGUCCUGCUCACCCAGAUCAUGGACAGACACUUCACAAGCCCCCCCUGCAGCCACAGAACAGUACUUUGUCUUCUUAUCAACACAGACUCGGUAUUUUAGUGGUGCCUCAGCCCGGCAAGACCUGGGGACCCAUGUUUUUGUCUCGGAUUAGAAGGAGAAAAUAGCGUGUGUCCUCCUGUGCAGAGAAGAUAUUUUUGGUACAAAUGGAUGUAAACAUACACAUUUUUGUUUGUACUGCUGUUGUUACCUCUGGGUUCACCUCGUGGGACUGGAUUGCAACUCACUCACACAACCAGAAACAGUAAACUCUCCAGCGCCAGCUUGAAAUGCUUAUAGAGGGAGCAAUGAACAGCAGCAGUACUUUAGGAAGGCAGAUAAACAUGUAGGUGUUGCUAAACAGGCAAAAAUGGUCAACAGUUUUACUUCUUGCGCGUCUACAUGACAAUAAGUGAUGAAGCUCCAGCUUUAAAUGUAACUGCAGCUCUUCUUAGUGUGAGUGUAGCAAGAUAGUGCUACAUUUAAAAUGUGUACUAGCAUACUCAAAAUAACAGAACAUUGCUCCAAUCAUCCAUACCUAGCUCCAAUAUGACAGUGUGGAAGGACUCUCUUGAACCUAAAGAGAACAAUCACCUGAACCUGCACUAAGUUCAGCUCACUGUUGAGCUCACACUUUGCUCUCAUAGCAACAUUUUCGAGCAGCAGCAGGCAAAUGUUUACACUGGGAAACUAUCAGCAACUAAGCCUAAUGUCUUCCUCAGCAGUUGGUAGAGACUAGAAACAAAAUAAAAAGAGAGUGAAUAUUGUUCUCACACAUGCCAGCUGCACAUAAAAAACAGAACUCCAAAUAAAUGAUAGUGUUGUUCCAAACUGUUCAUAACAAAUCAACUUAAUCUGAUGAUGUGUGGUCACAACUUUUCUCAGCUGGCAAGAAAUGAUCAGUAAUUUCAGCAGUAUUUUUUUUUUUUGUGAGCACCAGACUUGAUUCAAAUUAUUGUUUAUUUAUUUUAUUUAUCUUUUAUUGGGUUGGGCAACUAUGGAAACUGCUCACACAGCAGAACUACAAAUACAGGGUAUUGAUAAAAGCCAUUUUUAUAUUGCUUCACAUACAUAACACUGUCCACUUUGUAUAAUAAAAUUGAUAACACCCCAAGA
Messenger RNA from Labrus mixtus (cuckoo wrasse), 2396 nucleotides. It is a transcript of the gene nsun3, whose product is annotated as NOP2/Sun RNA methyltransferase 3. Gene Ontology annotation, molecular function: methyltransferase activity. The record is from RefSeq and is a predicted model, not a curated record. The transcript is spliced from 6 exons. Gene Ontology annotation, cellular component: mitochondrial large ribosomal subunit. Gene Ontology annotation, biological process: rRNA methylation. Bases 17 to 1408 code for a protein of 463 amino acids. NCBI's taxonomy places the organism in Eukaryota, Metazoa, Chordata, Actinopteri, Labriformes, Labridae.